This is a messenger RNA of Adineta ricciae, 660 nucleotides long. NCBI's taxonomy places the organism in Eukaryota, Metazoa, Rotifera, Eurotatoria, Adinetida, Adinetidae. The record is from the annotation of a GenBank genome assembly.
AUGUGGACUAUUUUCUUUACAAUUAUUCUAUUUGGUUCAAGAAUUGAAGGCGUACCGCGAACUGAUGUUACAGUUUCCGGUUUGUCGUCGGGAGCUGCGAUGACAGCGCAGCUGCACCUCGUUUAUUCAUCCACAAUCAGCGGUAGUGGUAUUCUCGCCGGUCCUCCCUAUUAUUGUGCUCGAGGCAAUUCGAAGAAUGUUGAUGAAUGUCUGUACGGCCCAGAAAAAUCCAUUCCCGUCGAAGAACUUAUCAGUCAAUUACAAUCAUAUGCUUCUGCUGGUACAGCUGAUCCAACAUCGAAUAUUAAAAACGAUCCUGUCUAUAUAUUUACUGGUAAAUAUGAUCCCGUCGUUUUUCCUGAUGUUGUCAAACUCAAUGCAAAAGUGUUUUUAUCGUUCGGUGCAAAUAUCAAGCCAAAUUAUGAAAUGCACGCGACUCAUGGAUAUGCGACAGAAAAUUUUGGUGGAUCUUGCGAGAUUCCCGAUCUGAAAUAUUUUAUUAAUAAUUGUUCGUUCAAUUUGGCUUAUGAUGUAUUAAAUCACAUAUUUGGUGGAAAUCUGACUAAACCUGGUCAAUCAGUACCAUUAACUGGUCAGUUUAUAACUUUCGAUCAACCUGCACUGAUGAGUCCAGAAUCUGGAGGGGUGUCCAAGGACUGA